Messenger RNA from Drosophila suzukii, 1232 nucleotides. The record is from RefSeq and is a predicted model, not a curated record. NCBI's taxonomy places the organism in Eukaryota, Metazoa, Arthropoda, Insecta, Diptera, Drosophilidae.
GCCGUGCGCCGGCGCAACAACCCGAAGAAGAAGAAGAAGGGUCGGAGGUGAGGCGCAAGAAGAAGAGCAAGAGCCGAGGAAAGACGAGAGCCGGAGCAAUCAACCACCACCACCAGCAGCGCACCACACGCACACACGACACAACAUCGACAUCUCCAUGACCUCGACCUGCCUGCCAGCCAUCCGUGCCACUCUAUCCGCUCCCUGGUUCCCACUCCUCUCGGGAAAAGAGAGCCGUGCCCCAUGCGUGCCGUCCUCACUUAAGCCAAAGAGCCAAUCUCGUCGAGGCGAUGCCAUUGUUGCACAUGGUGCAGGCUCUUCCCUUUUGGCGCACAGUCACACAGACCUCAUUUCCUCUUUGGCGCGACAUUGCGUUACACUUAGCAGAAGCAACCACCGCAGCAACCACCACUAGUGGAAUAGCACCACCCAGAGCCAGAGGCAGGGAAGCGGCAAACAGCCGGUGCUCCGAUGGGUCGGUGUCGGUCGGCAGCGGUGCAUGUGCAUCGUGAGAAAGUUUACUGGAGACAUUCCCACAAGUAUUGGGAUUGUGCCGCACUCCUGCUCCCGGUUGCUUGGUUGCUCGGCUUUGGACUCGGCCUCGGUCAGCUGUGACACUUGUUUGGCGCAUUUUGCGAGAUUGGGUCUUCGGAUUGGGCCAUUGACGAAAUCCACCUGCCCGAGGGUGAGUUCCAGUUCAAAUUCAGGACCAGGGGUCGCUGCAAUCGCAGCCAUGAAAUCGAGAAGCUAACAAACAGAAAACGGAAAAACGGCACCAGCGACAUUCGCUGACAUCUGAUGGCACUGAUUUCGUAAAUUUCGUUUCCAGUAUUCUUCGUGGGGGAGGUUUUUGAGAUCAUCGGCGUUGCAAUGUUUUGAUAUGGAUUUUGGGAUGGCUCAAGAAAGACAGCCAUAUGCAAAAACAAAGACUUCAAUUUGCAUUAAAAAAGAAGAUUUUAGAGGAGGGAUAAACUGCUGACAAUGAUGAAUCAUCCCACUUAUGUGGGGUUGGUUUUAAAAUCUGCUGGCAGAUCAAGGAUCUUAACCGAAAUGGUAAUUAUAUAAUCCUAAGGAAAGAUCGGGGUCACCAAUCAAAACUUCCCAUCAAAACAACAUUUCUUAUAUUCUUUAAACAUUUUAAUUGAAAGUAUAUUAAGUUGUUCGAUAUUCUUUUACAUUGAUAAAUUUGGGACAUUAACAUUUCAUAAAUAUCUUCAAGUGGCUGUAAUAUA